AUGCCGCGACGCUCACAGGCCCGAGCGGGUGCGAGAGCUGUUCCCAAGCAGCCGGUCUGCGGCCGCCCAGGCAACUCUACCGCGCCUCGGCCGCUCUCCAUCGGCCUCGGUGUCACGCACACUUGCAGCCAGGGGUACCGUCCCGAGUACAUGAAGGCGCAGAUCUUCCGGCUCGCGCUGCUCUCGUACCGGCAGUCCGGCCUCCUGCAGCUGGCGUCCGAGAAGCUCCUCUUCCUCAACGAUCCGAACGCGGAGUGCCGUGCACUGGGCGCCUCGUACGGCUUUGGCAUCCUCACGCCAGCCGCCGUGUUUGCCGCGCCGCACCGCUUCCCCAUCAUCAACCGCGAAAAUCCCAGAGCGCACCUGAACGCGGUCGCGGGCGGCAGCAAGAGCAGGCCGCGCGACUCGGCGUACGCGCCCGUCGCCCCGGACGUCGCGCUCUCCGGCGAGACGGUGACGGUCGGCACGGCGAUGAGCUUCCUCUUCCAGGCACUCUCGACAGAGCAGGUGCUCUUCCUCGAGGCUGACUUCGUGGUGCUCUUCCUUGAGGGCGACUUCGUGGUCGGCGUGCCGCCCGACUCGCUCCGCGCGCAGCUCGAGGCGGCGGCGCUGCUGCGGGGGGCGGGCCUCCCGCUCACGCGGCUGCAGUCGCGAGCGACCAUCAACCAGCCGGGCGGCCUCGACGCGCCGUGCUGCUCCGCCGCCUCCGCCACGCCGCACCGCGAGUGCCGGUACCGCCUCCACGGCGGCAGCUGGGCCCGCUCGCCCAACUGGCGCAACUUUUACUGCGACGUUGACAUGCCGGCGCGCGGUGCCGUCCUCAUGGCCACUUGCGUGCGCCGGCCGACGAUGCGCUGCUUCUCCUCGACCGACGCCAACUGGAGCAACCGCCCGUUUCUCGCGGACCGGCGCUGGUUCGUGCAUGCGCCGCUUGAGCCGUCGAUCAAGGCGCUCAACGCGUCCCUCGGCGAGCUCUCGCAGGUCGUGCCCGACGACAACGGCGCCUUCGAGGUGCACAUGCUCAACAUCGACUGGGGCCGCGCCGCCGUCCCCCUCUGCCUCUCCGCCGACGGCGUCUUCGAGCACUACGGCUACUCGCAGCCGCAGCGCGCGAUGCUCCGCUCCCUUAGCGACGCCGACCUCGCAACGCGCAGCUACCUCGAUCUGCUCGCCGCCGCGCGCCGCGAUCCCGCCGCCAAGGAGCCGCCGGUGGCUCCGGGCGGCUGUGCCUUCCGGGGCGGUGGAGGUGGCGCCGCCGCCGCCCGCGGCGCUGAAGCUGCCCUCGGCGCCGCCGCUGCCCUCGGCGCCGCCGCUGCCCGCGGCGCCGCCGCUGCCCUCGGCGCCGAAGCCGCCCUCGGCGCUGAAGCCGCCCUCGGCGCCCUUGGCGCUGGAUCCCCCUUGCGCGCCGGUGGCGGCGGCGGUGCGGCAGUCUUCCGCAGAGAGGCGGGUGGUGCGGCGCCCUUCGGCACGCCCUUCCGCGGCGACGGCUGCGACGCCGCGCCCUUCCGGGAGGACGGCGGCGGCGCGCCCUUCCGCGGUUGGCGCGCUGGCGCCGCCUUUGCAGCCGCCGCCGCGGAGGGCGGCGCGGAGGGCGGCGCAGCAGCAAGCGGCUCGGAUGCCGCUCUCGCCGCCGCCUUCGCCGCCGCCUUCGCCGCCGCCUUUGCCGCCGCCUUUGCCGCCGCCUUCGCCGCCGCUGCCUCGCUGGUCCCUACCGCGGGCGGGUCGUCGGGCAUUUGCCUGCAGCGCGAGCACACCAGAGUAAUCUCGGGUGAUCUCGGGUGA
Emiliania huxleyi CCMP1516 is the source of this 1782-nucleotide messenger RNA. RefSeq lists its product as hypothetical. Bases 1 to 1782 code for a protein of 593 amino acids. The transcript has 8 exons. The record is from RefSeq and is a predicted model, not a curated record. NCBI's taxonomy places the organism in Eukaryota, Haptophyta, Isochrysidales, Noelaerhabdaceae.